GAGUCACAGCCGUCGGAGAUCCUGGACCCGCACGAGCUGACGGUUCCUGUUCGGCUGCGCCCCCGAAGGUUUUGGAACAUGAGUCCUUCAUUCUUCUUGAUUGCCCUUUACUUGGGAAUAGCUUCAGCUGCUCCAAAACUUGAUGGAAGUUUGGAGGCACGAUGGCACCAGUGGAAGGCAACGCACAGGAAACUAUAUGGCUCGAACGAAGAAGGAUGGAGGAGAUCCGUGUGGGAGAAGAAUAUGAAAAUGAUCGACCUGCACAACCAAGAAUACAACCUGGGGAGACAGAGCUUCACCUUGGCAAUGAAUGCUUUUGGUGACAUGACCAACGAAGAGUUCACGCAGGUGAUGAAUGGCCAUCAGAACCAGAAGCUCAAGAGAAGGAGAGUUUUCCGGGAACCUUACGUCGCUGAAAUCCCCCCAACCGUGGAUUGGAGGGAAGAAGGCUAUGUAACUCCCGUGAAGAACCAGGGUCAAUGCGGUUCUUGUUGGGCAUUUAGUGCAACUGGUGCCCUUGAAGGACAGAUGUUCCGGAAAACUGGCAAACUUAUCUCAUUGAGUGAGCAGAACCUUGUGGACUGCUCUCAGGCUCAAGGCAAUGAGGGCUGCAGUGGUGGCCUAAUGGACAAUGCCUUCCAGUAUGUGAAGUCCAACGGAGGCCUGGACUCAGAGGAGUCCUAUCCAUAUCAAGCAAAGGAUGGACCCUGCAAAUACAGGCCCGAGGAUUCUGUUGCCAACGUCACUGGCUUCGUGGACAUCCCUGCGCAGGAGAGUGCCCUCAUGAAGGCAGUGGCAUCCGUGGGGCCCAUCUCUGUUGCUAUAGAUGCAAGCCAUCUUAGCUUCCAGUUCUACGAAGAUGGCAUUUAUUAUGAGCGGCACUGCAGCAGCGUGGAUCUCGAUCAUGGUGUUCUGGUGGUUGGCUUUGGCUUUGAAGGAGAAGAAUCAAGUAACAAUAAAUAUUGGAUUGUCAAGAACAGCUGGGGUGAAACUUGGGGCAAGAAUGGCUACAUAAAGAUGGCCAAAGACCGGAACAACCACUGUGGAAUCGCCACCGCGGCCAGCUAUCCUACUGUGUGAGAUGAUGGUGAUAAAGAAAGACUUGAUUGAGAACAGGAUAUCCAGAGGAGGCAUUUCUAUCUUAAAACUGACCACAUUUUACUUAAUGGGAUACAACACUUGAAUCUUGAAGAUCCAAACUGUGAUUUUAAUUCUGUGAUGUUUUACAUUGGUGAAAAUGUUACCACUUCUUUUAUAAGGAUGUAUAAAUUUUUACCUUUUAAAAUAAAACUUUUUAUUAUUAUUUUUAA
Molecule: messenger RNA, 1310 nt
Organism: Eptesicus fuscus (big brown bat)
Lineage: Eukaryota; Metazoa; Chordata; Mammalia; Chiroptera; Vespertilionidae
Gene: CTSL
Product: cathepsin L
Exons: 8
Coding region: 79-1080 (333 amino acids)
Biological process (GO): immune response
Cellular component (GO): lysosome
Molecular function (GO): cysteine-type endopeptidase activity
Source: RefSeq, a predicted model, not a curated record